UGUGGGGCCUGAGGAGCGGUUGAGGCCCCCUUCUUGCCAGUGUGUGUCGUACCAGUUGCUAGGGUUGCCCCAUCUGCUGCCCUUCCCCUGUCUCGGUCCAGUUUUACUGACCCGCUGGCGUGGCACAAAGGGAAUUCUGUGCAGCAUGUUUUCUGGGUGGAACUGGGUAGCCCACAGCUUAUAUCUCUUCUUGAACAUCUGUUCUCUUGAAGUUUCAGGUGGACUUGUACAGUCAUGUGGUCACAUCAUCCCAGAGUCUCCUGUAUUGGCCCUUGGUUCCAAUUUCACAGCAUUAUGCAUUUUGAAUGAGAGUUGUCUGGACUUUGGCAAUAUCUAUGCUAGUCAGAUUAUCUGGAAAAUUAAAAAUAGAGUGGUACCUAAAGAACAGUAUCGUGAAAUAAAUAGAACAGUGUCCAGUGUCACAUUUAAUGAUACUUCUGCACUAGCUACUCCUCUGACAUGCAACAUUUUAGCAGAUGGACAGAUUGAGCAGAACAUUUAUGGAAUUACAGUUACAGUAGGCUUGCCCCCAGAGAAGCCCAAGAACUUAAGUUGCAUUGUACAUCAGCUGUCAAAAAUCACAUAUCCUAUGACUUGUACCUGGAAUCCUGGGAGGCAUACAUUCCUGGACACUCACUUUAGAUUGAAGUACAGAUGGCUACAAGAGACCUUUCCUGACUGUAUACCAAAAGAUGUAAACAAUUCUUGUACGAUUCGUGAUGUUCAGUUCUUUGUUAAUACGAAGGUCUGGGUAGAAGCAGCAAAUGCCCUCGGGAAGGCUGAAUCUGAUCCUCUUAUUCUUGAUCCCAUUGAGAUUGUUAAACUUCUGCCUCCACACAAUUUAUCAGUCAACUCAGGAAUACUGCCUACUGUUCUGAAGCUUUCUUGGGAGAAUCAGAUUUCAGACACUGCGAUGAAGCUGAAAUUCAAUAUUCGCUAUAAGAUCAUGGGUGACACAAACUGGAUGCAGGUUCCUCCUGAAGAUACAGCUUCAACAAGAACUUCAUUCAGUGUUCAAGGGCUCAGACCCUACACAGAGUAUGUCUUUUCAAUUCGUUGCAUGAAGGAAGAUGGAGUGGGCUACUGGAGUGACUGGAGUGAAGAGAAAACUGGGGUCACCACUGAAGAUAAACCAUCUAAAGGACCACCCAUAUGGAGGAUCAUUGAUGUAUCUCACUCACCACCUUCCUGGACUGUACAUCUGAUGUGGAAGGCAUUGAAGCCAUUUGAAGCCAAUGGAGUAAUCUUCCAGUAUGAAGUGACUGUCAGAGCCAAGUCAUCUCUCUCCAGUCCACCAGAGAAAUACAGUGUUAAUACCACUGACCUUACAUUAAAGAUACCAAAUGGAACUUACGAAGUGACAGUGGUUGCCCAUAACAGAGCCGGGGCAUCCCCUCCAUCGGUUUUACUUAUCCCAGCCAGUAAUUCAAAAGCUCCUGUGAAGAAUGUUAGAACACUGCCUAAAGAUGGCAAAUUGUGGGUAGGGUGGACUGCUCCUGACAGUUAUGUUCUUAAAUAUGUGAUUGAAUGGUGUCUGGUGUCUAACAGCUCAGACUGCAUUAUAGAAUGGCAAAAUGAACCAGGAAAUGUUCAAGGAACAUACUUAAAAGGUGAUAUAAAGCCUUUCAAGUGUUACUUGAUAACUGUGUACCCUCUAUAUGCUGAUGGUCAGGGAAGCGGGCAGUCUGUGAAAGCUUAUCUUCGGCAGGAUCGUCCUUCUAAAGGACCAACCGUUCAGACAAAAAAAGUAGGAAAAGCUGAAGCUGUUUUGACAUGGAACCAUCUCACAGUGGAUGAACAAAAUGGAUUUAUCAGGAGUUAUAUCAUAUUUUACAAAACUAUAGAUGGAAAUGAAACAGCCGUGACGGUGGAUCCUUCCAAGACAGAGUAUACCCUUUCUUCUCUAGCCAGUGACACACUGUAUACUGUGCGGAUGAUGGCGUACACGGAUGAAGGAGGCAGGAGUGGUCCUGAUUUUACAUUUACUACACAAAAAUUUGGGAAAGGAGAGAUUGAAGCCAUAGUUGUACCUGUGUGUCUAGCUUUCCUGUUGAUUGUGCUCCUUGGAGUUCUGUUUUGCUUCAACAAACGGGACUUAAUUAAAAAGCAUAUCUGGCCUAUUGUCCCUGAUCCAUCCAAAAGUAACAUUGCUCAGUGGUCUCCUCAAGUUCCAGCUAAGCAUAACUUUAGUUCCAAAGAUCAGAUGUAUCCAGAAGGUAGCUUCACAGAUGUAAGCGUCGUAGAAAUAGAAGCUGAUGACAAGAAGUCUUUUUCAGAACAAGAUCUAAAACCCUUUGACUUACUUAAAAAGGAAAAAAGUACUUCAGAAGGGCACAGCAGUGGUAUUGGAGGGUCCUCAUGCAUGUCUUCUCCUAGGCAAAGUGUCUCUGACAGUGACGAAGGUGAAACUGCACAAAACACUUCAAGCACUGUACAGUAUUCAACUGUAGUACUUAACGGUUACAGAGACCAAACACCUGUGCAAGUCUUUUCAAGGUCUGAGUCGACUCAGCCACUGCUAGAUUCAGAAGAGAGAUCGGAGGAUCACACUGGAGGAGGUGACAGUGCAACACAGAGGCAGCAGUAUUUCAAACAAAAUGGUGUUCAGGAUGAAACCAGCACAGACAGGCCAUGCUUUGAAAGAAUGAAGCAAAUCACUUCUGCAAAUGAGGGGGAUAUUGUUGGAUUUGCACAACUGCAGAUCUCAGGUCAGAGUUCACAGCUAUUGGGCCUUGGGCUGGAAAAAAAUACCCAGGAAGCUGCUGUAUCAGAUGCUUUACAGGCAAGUACUGAAGGACAAAAUGUGGUACCUGAAAUAGUGGAAGGAAAUCUACCACCAGUUGAUGAAAUGCCAAAAAGUUACCUCCCACAGACUGUGAGACAAGGGGGCUAUAUGCCACAGUGAGAGAAGAGACUGGCUCUGUUUUAGGCCUUCAUUAGUGCCUGUUCACACUUUCUCCUGUGUUUCUGAUAAAUUAAGCUAGGUAUUUUUAUCUCAAUGAAGAUGGAAAUACUGAAAUUAAGUGAAGAGUAAUAUGACAAAGUACAAUAAGGACUGUUUUUGCGGAAGAUUUGCAGUCCAGACCUACUGAAGACUUAACUUUUAUGCACUACGUAAAAUCUUCUGUCUGGAUAGCUGAAUAAGCCUUUGUGCUACCUUGGGGAUUUUGCAUCUUAUCAGAUUUACACAUGAUUGAAAAUGGCAAGUUUCAAUUAAUCAUAUCAGCCAAUAGACCUUCUAGAAGAAAUACUUCAAUUUGUGACCAUGUACAAGCCUAAAAAGCCAGCUUUAGUUGCUUGGAGCAUCUUUGUGCAAAAGUAAGACUGAAGCUUAGUAUUCUAAUGUCAAAGAAUACUUGUCAUACGCUUUCAGUACCUUGAUUGACUUUCUGAAUUUUUACUUGACCCAGUGUCUGUUUCCCAUUUACCAGACAUGCAAAUCAUGUCCAUCCCCACUUAAAAAUUAGAACAAUUAAAUAGAACUUGCUAUGGUGUGCAAAUAGGAAAACACCACAAUUGCUUGAUUCUGAAUGCUACUAUAGCAGUUGAUAUUCUGCCUACAUUUAGAUAUGCAUGCAGAUGAACUCUAUACUGAUUUGGCCUAAAAAUGUGCCUUGCAACUUGACGCACAGUAAUUCAGUCUUGUAUUCAGAAGUUUAAAAAUCCAGAUGAAAACACUAAUUAACAGUUACUUGGAGGUUUUCUACCCAAAUCACUGUCAGAUUAUACGAUAGCCCUGUUGUCAUAUAAAUUGCCUCUGUUUAUUACGUGCACCUUUGUUGAUUAUAGCUUGCGAAGCAAGUAACAAGCUGUAAGUUUUUACCAUUUUUCUAAUUGCUCUCUAGCAGCAAUCUUGAGCCACACCACUUACGUGGUUGUUAAAAUUCUUUAUUCUUAUUCUCACUUUUACCCUUUUUCAUACAGUUCACAUUUUUUUGAAGAUGCAUUUCUUGGAGACUGUCUCUACUAGGGGUUAAGGAAAAAUGAAAUUAUAUUAAAAUAAACCCCUUCUCCAAUGAUAACUAGGAAUUUUAUGGCACUCUUGCAUUUUUUUUUUUAACCUUAACUUAGUCUAGUCAGCUUUCUAAUCUGACACUAAUAAAACCUUAAUUGAAAACACUAAAUGCUGUGUUGUGAGAUUAAAACAAGGAUUUUGGUUCUCCUUCACAAAAGAACUAUGUAUUUAAGACCACUUUUUGUUCCGUGACCUCUUGUGCUGCUGUUCUGCAAAGCAGUUGCUAAAGGCCCUGGAAAGGCAGGUGUCAGUUAUCAUUUCAACUUGCCUUGUCCUCAUCUGCCAGCUUGCGUGGAAGGACAGGUGUACACAUAAAUGUUCACAUAUGACUUCUGCCUUUGUAAUAAAAAUUCAAUGCUAAAUUCCUGAGAUUACCUCUUGAGGUCUGGACUAUUUAAAACAGAUAAAGGAUGCAGAAUUUUUUAAUAGCAUUUCAGUUAUUCCACAUUUCCUGUCUUGCAGUGGUAUUUUUUUUUACCUGGGCACUUUUCUAAACUAAAAGGGUGUGUUGCAGCUUACUGUAACUACACCUUUCUUCACACCAGUCCCCUUCCUUUUCUCUCUACUCCACCACAGCACCUUCAAACUCUCUCCCAGAGAGCAAGGGCAUAAUGAGAACAGUGCUGUCACAAGACAGCAGAGACCAUCUGUGAGGGUUUUUCAGAGACUGAAGGAGCAUUCUUUUGUCAAAACACAUUCCUCUUUGAAAAUAGUAGCAGUUAGUUUACUGGGGGAUGGGUUGUCUUCUCUAUGCAAAGUUCAUAGUGACUAUAGAAACCACAAGUAAAAGGGGAAGUCUCUGUUGAACAGUGUGUGUGCCUGUUAGAACUGCCCUGCAGCCCUAUGCAUCUAAUCCACCUCCUCGUCGCUGAGAUAUUGUGGGUCACAACCUGGCUGCUUAGUCUGAGCAUUGCUUCAAAGAUACUGGUGUCUUCAAAAACACACUGAUGGCUUUUUUUUUUUUUUUUUAAUUAUGAUACAGUGUUAUUAACUUUUGAUAUUGUAUGUUAUAUUUGAGGGGUAACUUCAGUUAUUCCUGAAAUUGCUGGUUUCCUUUCCAUUGUAUAAAGGGAAGGCAUUUUGUUCUCAGUUGCUGUUACAUGGGCCAUUUCCAACAUAAAACAACUAGUGUCAAGAGAUUCUCAUUUUUAAAGGUGUGUGCUAAAAAGAGUUCCAGCCUGUUACUUCGGGCAUCCUUCUUUGUUAUUUAUGGGCCAGUCAUAUAAUAACUCACAGAAUUAUAUAGGAGUGUAUCCCAGAAAGAAUUCUGUCUGUCUGGCAGAAAGUUAUAUCUUUAAGGCUUCUGCAUUUAUCUAGGGGUAAAAUGCUAAAGACUAAACAGGAGAUGCUGGUGGGUGAAUAGCUUGUUGAAGCCACAGUACAGGUUUACACGAAUAACAGGUUUACCGCUUGUUUGUAAACUUAUGUGCCAAAUAUUAUAUCAUGCAGUAUUCAGGGUUUAAUUUGAUUUUGUACUUUGGAUUGUAACAAUCUAAUUGUAUCGAACAGUUGCAUACAGAUUUUUAGAGAGUCUGUAAUGUAAUGAUAGCAAUCCACUUAAAGUCUCUGAACUUGGCUCUAACACAGUGACUAAAGAAAAAGAUUUCUCCCCUCCCAGUAAUUAGGGUGCACUUUACAAAAUAAAGGCAUUAUUAAAAUGAAAUCACA
Molecule: messenger RNA, 5683 nt
Organism: Pezoporus occidentalis (night parrot)
Lineage: Eukaryota; Metazoa; Chordata; Aves; Psittaciformes; Psittacidae
Gene: IL6ST
Product: interleukin 6 cytokine family signal transducer
Exons: 16
Coding region: 146-2905 (919 amino acids)
Biological process (GO): cytokine-mediated signaling pathway
Cellular component (GO): signaling receptor complex; external side of plasma membrane; membrane
Molecular function (GO): interleukin-6 receptor activity; interleukin-6 binding
Source: RefSeq, a predicted model, not a curated record